Molecule: messenger RNA, 2028 nt
Organism: Coregonus sp. 'balchen'
Lineage: Eukaryota; Metazoa; Chordata; Actinopteri; Salmoniformes; Salmonidae
Source: the annotation of a GenBank genome assembly
AUGGAACACUCUGGUUCACCUCUGACCCCCGACCUCAAUGAUACUACAGCCAAUGACAGCCUGUGGUGGGGGCUGGGGUCGCCCCUCCCCUCAGCCCCUAGCAGACAGCUGGGCACCUUGCCCAACGCUCAGACCCGCUUCAAGGACCUGUCAGGGAUAUUGUUCAUGGUGACCCUGAACGUGGUGGCCCUGCUGGCUAACACAGCCGUGCUGGUGGUGGUGGUCAAGGCCCCACACCUCAGGUACUUGGUACUUUUUUGAUUUGAUUAAUUUUUUACCCGUUAAUAACACAAUUCAACCACAAUGCAUAAUCAACAAGGAUAACCAAAAAGUGUAACAAUUUAUUGCCAUUGUGGUCCUCAUUUUGGCCAGCGGGCAGGUUAAAUAUACACCAGAUUACAAAUACAUAAAAACAGAUCCAUGAUAAAAGGAGCUUGUGUCCCCUAUGAUUUUCUAUUGCACAAUUCCCUUGUUUCUAUUGCUUAUACUAUUGAAUUUGAGUUUUUAACUUAUGGAAUCUAUUAGAUACUGUAUCUCAUGUAUUCCACUUGUUUCACCAGACAUCAGUAAAUUCAAUUUGUUGUAAUGAAUGCAUCAUGUGUGUAUUGUUUCCUCUCUGGGGAUUAAUACAGUUAAUUCCAUUCAAUUCAGGAAGUUUGUCUUUGUGUGCCACCUGUGUGCGGUGGACCUGCUGUGUGCCGUGCUGCUCAUGCCCCUGGGCAUUGUGUCCAACUCGCCGUACUUUGCCAGCGUAGUGUUCACAGUGCUGGAGUGCCAGGUUUACGUCUUCCUCAACGUGUUCCUCAUCGCAGGUACAGUACAAGGGACAGACAGAAAUUAGGGCUGCAUCCGAAAUGGAACCCUAUUCUGUAUAUAGUGCACUACUUUUGACCAGAGCUUUGGUCAAAAGUAGUGCACAAGGCCUAUACUCUGGAUAGGGUUCCAUUUCGGACACAUGGCCUUUAAUCAAUCGAUGAUUUUAUUGUUAUUUUACACAUUCUUAGUGUUUUUUUAUGUUCUUAUAUUCAUCUCUUUUGUACAGUAUCUUCUGUUUAUUUUUAUCACUUUAAUUUGAUUGUUGUACUGUGUGUAGCAACAAGUUUGAUUUUAAUUACAGCCUCCAUCCUCACCAUCACGGCCAUCAGCGUGGAGCGCUACUACUACAUCGUCCACCCCAUGCGCUACGAGGUGAAGAUGACCCUGAAGCUGGCCUCAGCUGUCAUGGUCCUGGUCUGGGUGGCCUCAGCCCUGCUGGGGCUGGCCAAUGUGUUCGGCUGGCCCAGCUACAGCAGCCUGAGCUCCGUCAGCGCCGCCCACUGCUCCCUCCACUGGAGCCACAGCGGCCACCACCGGGCCUUCUCUGUCCUCUUCACAGUGGCCUGUUUCUGCCUGCCUACUGCGGUCAUCUUCACUGUGUACUGUAACGUCUAUAAAGUGGCCCGCGUGGCGGCUAGACAGCAUGGACUGUUACCCUCCUGGACGGCCAGUCAUCCUAAACACCGCUCGGACUCCAUCAGCAGCCAGUCCACCAUCAUCACCACCCGCAGCGCCCCCAGGAGGCUGCACCACCACAGGCCCUUCGGCGGGGGCAAGGCCGCCCUUACCCUGGUGGUCAUUGUGGGCCAGUUCCUGCUCUGCUGGCUGCCUUACUUCUCCUUCCACCUGCACCUGACUAUCAACAACCCACCCAAAGUCCCCGCCGACCUGGAGGAGACCAUCACCUGGCUGGCGUACUCCUCCUUCGCCGUCAACCCUUUCUUUUACGGGCUGCUGAACCGCCAGAUCAGGGAGGAGCUGUGUAAGCUACGGCGCUGCUACUCCGCCCAGCCCGUCGAGCUGGCCAUAUCCAGCGGCCACGAGGGCUCGGCCCACGAGAACUUCCUGCAGUUCCUCCAGAGGACCAGCUGUACGGUGGAGACCAGAGCCAGCUUCACCUGCACAUCCAGCCCCAGGAAAACCCUGGACCAGACUGGGCAGCAGACGGCUGGCUUCAGGAUACCUGGGCAGAUACCUGAGGAUUUCAGUUAA